Messenger RNA from Dibothriocephalus latus, 561 nucleotides. The record is from the annotation of a GenBank genome assembly. Lineage: Eukaryota; Metazoa; Platyhelminthes; Cestoda; Diphyllobothriidea; Diphyllobothriidae.
AUGGAUUCCGAACGUUUGGCUAGGUCACACGGUUCUGCUCUAUCUUGCCAGUUCCUCCCCCUUCGACGCACGGAGACUGAAAAGCAAACACUGGAAGCCCUGACCUCCAUCCUCUCCGCAAACAACGCCUUGGGCAUCUACUCAGAGUCUCCUUUUCUACGACCCGUCACCCUCCUGCGUCCUGUACAGUUCGCCUUCCCAGCCAAAGCCGUCUCUCAAUAUCCCGAUCCCGAGAACAUGGUCGAUAAGUUGCGGAAUCUGGCAGACCAGAAGUUGGACACCAAUACAAUGCGUCUUCUGAUGGAUCAAUCACGACAGCCAAAUGGCCCCUCUGCCCAGUACCGUCUCAUUCUGCGGUUGGCCUGGGCCACAACCGGACUUUACAUGCCCCGCGACAAGUCCAACCCCCCUCGCGUUCUGGCCUCGGAAGUGCUACCACGCUGUCUCUCCGUCCGCGUUGGUCGUCGCAAUGUCACCCUUCCCGAUCCCACCUUUCAUGGCGGCGAGGUGCAGAAAUUUGGUCAGCGUCUCCGCUUCGCAAUUGACAUCACUGACAAGGUU